This is a messenger RNA of Cimex lectularius (bed bug), 3953 nucleotides long. RefSeq names its product prominin-like protein. The transcript is spliced from 20 exons. NCBI's taxonomy places the organism in Eukaryota, Metazoa, Arthropoda, Insecta, Hemiptera, Cimicidae. The record is from RefSeq and is a predicted model, not a curated record. The coding region runs from base 264 to 3095 and encodes 943 amino acids. Gene Ontology annotation, cellular component: membrane.
UGGCCUCCGUCCGACCCCCCUCAAAGUCCCGUUCUCGAUCUGGUACUGCCGUCUGCCGUACUGGUACUGAGAGUGAGAGCUGGCCGUUUCGUGAUUCGUCUCAGUUUGAUUCCAGCCUUGAUAUUGUCCGUACGACGAUGAGGGGCUGUCGCGUCGGAUGCGUCGUCCGUCGUCCUUAGGUCUCCUCCCAGUCAAACUACCGACUUCCCUUUAAUGUAGACGACAAUAUCCCGUUUUUAUCCGUUUGACGCUGGACGACAGCCAUGGGCCGAUACCUCUCACUUUUCGUCGUUUGCCUCGUCCUCGGCGAGAGGUCCGUCUCUUCCGAGUCUUACGGCGGAGACACGCUCGUCCUCCCGAGCCCGGAGCAGAAUGUCAUGCCGUUCGACCCUGUCCACUACAGCCCGGCCAACAUCUCAAAUAAUUACAAGAGCUCGAUGAAAAUCAACUCCCGAGGGAUGGGCCACCUGUAUUUCAUAACGAAAAAGUUCAUGGACUUCAUCCUGGAAGGGGAGGCUUUUCCACCUGGUUUUAUUACACUUGAACAAAAUAAACUCCAUAUUUCUAGAGAUUACUAUUCGUUGGUUGUACAUUACUGUUGGCUGCUCCUCGUUUGUUUAGCGGCUGGUUGCUUAGCAGUUGUAGUUCCUGUAAUCGGACUGCUGUUCUGUUGUUGCAGAUUGGCAGGACGUUGCGGAGCAAGGACAAAACCUUUUGACAAAAAAUAUGAUACAUGUCGAAGACAUUUUUAUGCAUUUUUGCUGUCUUCUGUUACUGUUCUUAUAAUGUUUGGGGUUGUUUGUGCAGUCGUUACUAAUGAGUAUAUGGAAGAAGGAGCCCAGAAUUUACCCAAAACUGUACGUGUAUCCAUCAUGGAUACAAAAUUAUAUUUAAAUAAUACAAGGCGGGAAGUAAACACACUUUUGGUUACAAAUUUUGGAGAACUUGAUGUUGUACUGAACAAACUUUUAAGAAAAAGUGGAGAAAUUGUUAAGAACAAACUUGGUGAAAUCUCCAAAGCUGCUGUCCUUACCAAUUUGACGACCAUUGUCCAAGGGCUCAAGAAUAUCCGAAUUGAUCUAGAUAAUAUGGAUUACCUUACCAAAUCCCUUAAAGCAAAAGCAACCGAGCUAGAAAUCGUCUUGAGAAAUGUAAGAUCCAACCUUCUCUCCAGAUUGAGAAUGUGCAGAAGUGAAAGGGCAUGCAUUGACUUUCUCAACAAGUAUAAUUUAACCGCACUUACCCUUGAGGCCAAUUUCACCCAGCUACCGAAUGUGACCCUGAGCCUGGUCAACGUGUCAAAUAUUCUUGCAACUGACAUUGAAGAUGAAGUGAUUAAAGGAAGAGACGAAUUUGACAGGAUAAAAGUCAGCAUUCAGAAAUCUGUUGAUCGUACUAUACCUGACAUAUCAAAAGAAAUUACUAAAGCCGGGGAAAUUCUUAAAAGGAAUGCUGAUAAAGUGAUUAGUGUACUUGACAAACUUGAAGCGAACUUCGGCAACAUCAAUUAUAGGGCAAUCGAUGAAGGAGAGAAAGUCGUAAUGCAGUAUGCAGAGUACAGGUACUACUCAGGGUUAGGAGUGAGUUCAGUUUUGGUUGCUAUACUUUUCUUCCUUGGAAUCGGACUUCUAUGCGGUUAUUGCGGCCACCGUCCUGAUGCAUCUUACAGUGAUGAUUCAUGUGAUAAAGGAACGGCUUCUUCUUGUUUAAUGAUUGCUGUCUGGAUUAUGUUCCUUUCAUUCACUGCUUUCGUAGCUGUUACACUUGUUUACAUGAUUACGGGCUCAAUCUUAGACAGGGCAGUUUGCAGAGCAUUACACAAUCCGAGCAAUGACUCCACAUUUAACAUUUUAGACCAAGCUGUAGAUUUCAGUUCAAUAUAUGAAUCGACUCAUGGAAGAAGAGUUUUAAAUAUUAGCACUGUUAUCAGAGAAUGCCAUAAAAAUUCUUCAAUAUACAAAGUGUUAGAUUUGGAUUCAGGCUCCAUGUUGCAAUACACUCAGCAGUUUAAUCUCCCAGAGAAAGUUCGGCAGCUUUCAGAUUCAAUUGUCCUCGGAUCUGAUAUUGUCAUUAUCACUCCAACAGCUGAGAAACAGUUACGAGCUUUGGCAGCUUCACCUCUUACAACAAUAGACCUUACAGUUUAUACUGCUGUGUUGAAUGACAAGAUUACUUCAAUAGACCUAAUGCAGUUGGCUACUGCUUUGAACCACACAGCCAUGAAGCUUCCCCCUCAACAAGCUGAAGUUAAAACGAUGAUUCAAACAGAAGCUUUGUAUCUUGAAGUACAUCAAGAAAGACAGGUCGACCUAAUGGUUAAGUUGAGCAAACAACUUCAUGGCAAUGCAACUCUGUUAGCUAGUCACCUCAGGUUUAACCAUUCAUCUCUUAAACAUGCAGUUGAUGCAUUGCUCAAUGAUUUAAGACAAGCACAGAAAACAUUGAAUUCACAAGGUCCUGCCAUAGUCCGAAAGCUAGCUGAUGAGUUUGGACGAGAAUUCGGUGUCCAUAUAGAUAGCUAUCUUUCUCGUGUGGAUAAUGAAGCUAAACAAAAUGUGGGACGUUGUUGGCCAAUUUCUUUAGUUUACAACGCUACUGUUAUCUCAGUCUGCAACAACAUCCUUGAUCCUCUUAAUGGGUUCUGGCUGAGUGUCGGCUGUGUAGUACUUUUGUUUGUCCCUGCUAUUAUUUUAUCAGUGAAACUGUCCACUCUCUAUCAAAAAUCUGAGCCAUAUCCUGGUGAAUUGGUUGAAGCAGAGUACCUCUAUGAUGCAUAUGCUGAAAGGGAUAAUAUACCAUUACAAAAUAUUAAUGGAGGUGGUGUUGGGGGAGUUAAAAAGAAGAGAAGGCCGAAAAAGAAGUCUGGUGGUAAUGCAGGAAAUCGUAAUUCCAGUGCAGCUUAUAGUGCAAAUCUAUCAGGGCGAAGUGGAGCUGAAAGGCAUUGCCCUCAAGCACCGCCUGAUGAGAGAGGUAAUCAGUGGGAGCAAUAUAAUGCGAGUGCGCCUCCAAGAUAUCCAGCAAUCUCAUCGGAAUACGAAAGGCCUCCUCCGUAUUACUUUCCAGGGCCUGGGCAACAAGUGCCACCUAAUCCAUAAAUGGCUACCACCAAGUGAAUAUAUUUUCAACUUCACUAAAAGAUUGAUUAAUUUUAUGACAUAAUGACACAAAUAAAUGUGUGUUGUAAAAACAUAAUGACUAGGGUUAUUUUGUAGCCCAUUAUUAUUAUUAUUAUUUUAUUUUUUUGCACAGGUUUCUGUUAAUUAAAAAUAUAAUUAUUUUAAAAAAUAUUCAGACAUAAUGUAUAUAUAAUUUUUUCUCAUUACUUUAUAAUUUUUUUUUUAUUAUAUAACAGUUUUAUAUACAAGAUAUCUGUUAGCAAGAAUCUAAGUAGAAUCAUUUUUGUGUAAUUUUAAUAUUAAAAUAACAUAUGUUUUGUAACUUUCUAUGUUGAUACCUUAAAAGUGUUGUAAUUUAUUUUAUUGCCUAUUUGUUGUUAGUAUAGUAUUAGUUAAUCUUCAAGUUUCAAGAUUGUAUGAAUAUCAUUGUACUUUAGCUUAACCAUAGUCUAUUUUUAGUUCAUAACUUCAUGCAAAUUGCCAUUUGAGGCAGUUAUUUUACAAUUUUUUUAAACUGUUUAAUAUUAAGCAUGUGUAAUGAUAUUUCUUCCUACGUCUCUUCCUUGUAUUUUGUUACAUAAACAUGGUAACAAAGGAGGAUGUAAUACGAAUAAAAUGUGAUUGUUGACUAUGUGCCACAAGGAACAUUUCCCUUUAAAAUACAAAGAUGAAUGAACCAACAUCACAAAUUUUUAUCUGCAUGUUUUCAGGUGUGGUAGUUUUCAAUUUGAUUGUCCAACUUAGAAAAUAUUUUUCUCUAUUGAUUCUGUGUUGCAAGAUUCACUAGUAAAAUACAAUCACUUUUCUAUACAAAAUAAAUGUUAUUUUCCUAUUAAA